GCAAAUGAUGCUGCUAAAGAAUAUCACGAUGCCGUCAGACGACAGGAAGAGGUACACUGGGAUGAUUUCCUCGCGGAUGGUACGAAUAUCUGGCAACCGGCCAGGUAUUUGGACCCCGAUAGGAGCCUAGCAUUUGACAAAAUACCGCCAUUGACGAGGAGAGACGGAUCUAAUAACAAAAUUGAACAAGCGGAGGAACUUCUGUCCGCGUUCUUUCUCCCACUGCUAGCGACAAUUGGUCAUGAUGUGCUCCAAAACAUCGCCCUUGUCCUCCUCUCGACAUUGCAGAUCAGCCUCCUCGUUU
This is a messenger RNA of Hyaloscypha bicolor E, 304 nucleotides long. RefSeq lists its product as uncharacterized. NCBI's taxonomy places the organism in Eukaryota, Fungi, Ascomycota, Leotiomycetes, Helotiales, Hyaloscyphaceae. The transcript is spliced from 3 exons. The annotation marks the transcript as partial. The record is from RefSeq and is a predicted model, not a curated record.